This is a messenger RNA of Aedes albopictus (Asian tiger mosquito), 2571 nucleotides long. RefSeq lists its product as uncharacterized. The record is from RefSeq and is a predicted model, not a curated record. Gene Ontology annotation, molecular function: nucleic acid binding; zinc ion binding. NCBI's taxonomy places the organism in Eukaryota, Metazoa, Arthropoda, Insecta, Diptera, Culicidae. The transcript has a single exon. The coding region runs from base 1 to 2571 and encodes 856 amino acids.
AUGACGAAGUCCAGUUUAAGGCAGUUGGUGAAGGAAGAACACCAAUUGCAGUCAGCGUUGGAGAAUGUGCAAGAGUUUGUGGAUAAUUACAACGAAGUUCGUGAUCAAGAUAUGGUUGAAUUACGUUUAGUGAAGCUAGAUGACAUUUUCGAUCGAUUCUGUGCAGUUAGAGUGAAGAUUGAUGUGCUUCUAGACGAAACCGGUGAAGAUUACGAAAGUGCUGGUGAUGAAGAAGGUGCUGGUAGCGUGAAGUCCAUUCCUCCCCGCACAGACAGUGCCCGUACCUACAAGGAUUUCGAGAAUUCGUACUUUCGACUGAAAUCAGCACUGCUUGCAAAACGACCCAGAACCCAUCUAGGAGUUGUGGAGCGUCAACCUGCGGUCGUAGGUGUUCAGCCAUCACGAUUGAAGUACCCUGAGCUGAAGUUACCGUCGUUUUCCGGAAAACUGCAGGAUUGGAUCAAUUUUCGAGAUAAUUUCCGAUCGCUGAUACACGACAACGCUGAGCUGAGUCCCAUCGACAAGUUUAAUUACUUGCGAGCUUCGUUGAGAGACGAUGCACUUCUGCAGAUCAACCAAGUUCAAGUGAGCGCUGCAUCGUACCCAAUUGCAUGGGGAAUCCUCGAAGCGAAGUAUGAGAAUCAUAAGCUGAUAGCUCAUGAGCAUCUGAAAGCGCUGUUUGCAGUUCCGUCAAUGAAAUCGGAGUCUUUCGAAGCCCUGAACAUUGUUCUGACGACGUUCAAGGUCAACCUACAGCAGUUGGAGAAGCUUGGAGAACACACCAACAAUUGGAGCACUCUUCUGGCGUUCAUGCUAUCGCAGAAGCUAGAUACCGCUACGCUCCGCCAAUGGGAGACUCAUCAUGGGUCCAAGGAAAUCCCGCGAUAUGACGCCUUGCUAGACUUCCUGGAUAAGCAUUGCGCGAUUCUGCAGUCUACUUCGACACGGAGUGGAUUCGAGCAAAAACGUCCGUUCAAGAGCUCAGCUGUUCACACUCUAGUGCCAUCCGCUACCGGCAGUUGUCAAAUCUGCAACGGUGGACAGCAUAGCGUUGAGCAGUGUCGUCGCUUCAGCAAGAUGCGAGUGGUGGACAGAAAACUGGCGAUUCGAAGACUUGGACUCUGUCUGAAUUGCCUAUCGCCCGGACACUUCGUGGCAGAUUGUUCCAGACGUACGUGUUCCAAGUGCGGUCAACGUCAUCAUUACUUGCUGCAUCUGUAUUCUCCACCCACUUCUACCCCUCAUAAUCCGACUCCGAAUACCCCGAACAGGCCUCAAGCCGCGAACGCGAACACAAGAGCUCAAACACAGUCUCGUCCUCAGUCUCAAGGACAUCAAUCGCAAUCGAAUUCUCAAGGCCAAUCCCGGAUGAAUAAUAUUCAAACAAAUCCACAAACACCUCCCGUCCAAAACACUCCUCCGCCACAUACACGACAGUCACCUCCCACAAAUACACCGACUACUUCUCACCACACUGCUACUUCACUCAACACUCGAAGUCAGCGAACUACUACACUUCUGUCAACCGCGCUCGUGAAGCUCGCCGAUCGCUUCGGAAACACAGUCAUUGCUCGUGCGUUGCUAGAUAACGGUUCGCAGAUAUGUAUGUUCACGGAGAACCUGUCUCAGCGGUUAAACUUCAAGCGGUUCCAUGAAAAUCUACCGGUGAAUGGUGUUGGUGGUGCUUCGUCGGUGUCCAAACAGUCAGUGUUGACGAGAAUUCUGUCACGUUGCUCGUCGUUCGAAACUGAGGAAGUGAAAUUCUACGUGCUGCCUCGGAUAACGUUGAAUCUGCCGCAGCAAAGCUUCGAUAUCAGUACUUGGAAGCUGCCGUCCGACAUCUGUUUCGCUGAUCCAGGCUUCCAUGAGUCCAGUGCCGUAGAUGCAAUCCUUGGCGUGUCUGUUUUCUACGAUUUGCUGAUGGGAGAGCAGAAAAGGCUCUCGGAAUCUGGUCCGAUAUUGUGCAACACAAAACUCGGAUGGAUAGUGGCCGGAGAGAUUCCAGAAACUCCUGUCACAACCCUCAGUGCAGUCACCGCUUCAGUUUCCACGGAAGAGAUCCACGAGCAGCUAGCCCGCUUUUGGGAACUGGAAUCCUGUAGAACGAAGAGCUGUCUUUCCAUCGAGGAGUCUACGUGUGAGUCGAUCUUCGAGCAGACAACGACGAGAGAUCCUGAUGGCAAGUUUAGGGUAGUGCUACCGAAAAAGGAUUACGUGUUGAAGCAGUUAGGCGAAUCUAAAGCGAUUGCUACCAAGCGGUUCAUGGGACUAGAACGUCGCCUGAACGCGAACCCGGAAAUGAAGGCUCUGUACACAGAAUUCAUCCACGAGUACCUGCUAAUGGGCCAUAUGCGAGAAGUCCGUGACGACGAGGAAGAGCCGAAACACAGUUACUAUUUGCCGCAUCAUGCAGUCCUGAAACCUGACAGCACCACGACGAAGCUCAGAGUAGUCUUCGAUGCGUCGUGUGCCACAGAAACUGGAGUUUCCCUGAACGAUACCCUGAUGGUGGGACCGGUGGUACAGAGCGACCUCUUGUCCAUUCUGAUUCGCUUCCGACUCCAACAGUAA